This is a messenger RNA of Phragmites australis (common reed), 1653 nucleotides long. RefSeq lists its product as uncharacterized. The transcript is spliced from 2 exons. The record is from RefSeq and is a predicted model, not a curated record. Lineage: Eukaryota; Viridiplantae; Streptophyta; Magnoliopsida; Poales; Poaceae. The coding region runs from base 373 to 1653 and encodes 426 amino acids.
CCGUUUCCUUCCCUUCCCACUCCAAAAUCCCUUCCCAGCACGAUUCCCUUCCCAGAUUCAUUCCCUUCAGGAUCCUGCACUCCAACAGUAUUCCCUUCCCCAUUCCCUUCCCCAACAGACUUUCAAUAUUUUAAUAUACUUGGUACCGAAUCUGUAUAUCUACGAUGAAUGCGUUUGUACGGCGUAUGCAGUACGGGAUUAGAGUGUUGAAUGGGUAGACGGCUUGUGGUGGAAGGAAACGUUGGACUUUUCAAGCGGCUUGCAAUGGAAGCCACUGAAGUGUGGCUUCGCAGGGAAGAUUUGUAGCACUACAAAAAGGGCCAGCUUGCUCACAGCGGAGUCACACUAGUUCCUCCAUUUGCCAAAAACAAGAUGAACUCCUCAGAUUCGGAGGAAAUGAUGAUGUUCUCCUCAGAUUCGAGUGACGAAGAGGAUGAGCUGCUUGUGCUGAUUGCCAUCGAGGAGGAAGAAGCGGCAGCUGCGCGUCGUAGCAGGCAGCGUGGGUCGAUGCCCGGCCAUGCGGUUAUAGACCGGCAACACCGCGAAGGUGCUGCUAGGCUGUACAACGACUACUUCGCCGACAACCCUGUGUUCGGCGAUAUCCUGUUUCGUCGGAGGUUUCGUAUGUCGCGGCGGUUGUUCUUGCGUAUUGCGGCCGCUGUGGAGGAGCAUGACACCUGGUUCAGGCAGAGAAGGGAUGCAACGGGGAAGCUCGGCCUUAGCCCCUUGCAAAAAAUGACAGCGGCCAUACGGCAACUAGCAUACGGAGUCAGUUCCGAUGCAGUUGACGAGUACGUGCGGAUAGGAGUGAGCACGGCGAUGAUGGCUUUACGAAAAUAUGUGGAAGCUAUUGUGCAGGUGUUCGGAGAAGAAUAUCUCCGGGCUCCCAAUGAAACUGACACCGCCCGUCUCCUGGCAGAAGGGGAGCGCCGUGGGUUUCCCGGGAUGCUCGGGAGCAUCGAUUGCAUGCAUUGGGUAUGGAAGAACUGUCCAAAAGCAUGGCAUGGCGCGUACACAGGCCAUACUCGCAAGCCUUCUAUAGUUUUGGAGGCGGUUGCGUCGUAUGACUUAUGGAUUUGGCAUGCUUUUUUUGGCAUGCCUGGGAGUCUUAACGAUAUAAACGUAUUGCACCGCUCUAACUUAUUUACUAGGCUUAUUGAUGGGAGUGCCCCACCUGUUUCGUACAUCAUAAAUGGUAACAGGUACGACAUGGGAUACUACCUCGGCGAUGGCAUAUACCCCGAAUGGGCGACCAUAGUGAAGGCAAUUCCUGCUCCACGAGGCAACAAGAGCAUCAAUUUCUCCGCGAUGCAAGCUGCUCUCCGCAAGGAUGUCGAACGUGCAUUUGGUGUGUUGCAAUCUAGGUUUGCUAUUGUUCGCGGGCCGGCUAGAGUAUGGGAUCAGUCUACCUUGCAUAAUAUCAUGACCGCAUGCGUUAUUAUGCACAACAUGAUUAUUGAGGACGAGCGUGGAACCGCUUCCCCGGUGCAGGUGUUCGACUUCAUGGGGGAACCAACUCAAGUCCAUCGAAGUGGUGACGAAGGUGUCCUGCAUUAUGUCGAAACCACUCAAGCUAUCCGCAACCGUGCAGUGCACCGCCAAUUGCGGGCGGACCUUGUGGAGCACCUUUGGAGUAUGCAUGGAGCACAGUAG